Messenger RNA from Symbiodinium pilosum, 6225 nucleotides. NCBI's taxonomy places the organism in Eukaryota, Dinophyceae, Suessiales, Symbiodiniaceae. The record is from the annotation of a GenBank genome assembly.
AUGACGUCAGCCUGUCAAUCUCGGAGGAUGUGGUUGCUAGCUGUGCUGAUCAGUGAGGUCAGCCUGGUGGAGUCUGCCGGUGUCAAGGUAAUGAUGCUUCACAACUCCGCACAAAGCAAUGCGGGAUGGAAGGAAGGUUUCUACGACUUUUUUGUCCCAUAUGUGAACGCCCAGGGCUUCACCAUAGCUGGUGGAACUGAAAAGCACACCCUGGAUGUGUCGCUAUGCGAAGAGGACCUUUCUGUAGAUGCCGUGACGAAGGUCAACGCUUGCGUAAACCGUGCCGAGACCGAGGGUGUGGAUGCAAUCGUGGUGGGGACCUCCAGUUCCAACGACGACAUCAAGACGGCUGCAGAAGCCUACAAGAUACCCAACUUGCACUGCUCAGGUGGGAACCCCAUGUCCUGGACGGCAGCCACACCGAAUGCGUUCGGUCUUCACCUGCCAUUCCCGUGGUACUCCAGGGGCCCCAUACGACAGGCUGCUUUGCUGGAGCUCAAGACGAUUGUGGUCAUCCGCGACUACGACUGGGGUUUCCCUCGCAUUUCAGCGGUAGCUGCGAUGGAGUGGGCGCUCGAGAGUUCGAUGCAGGUGAUUGGGCCCACGCUGGCCUGGUGUCAGCGUUGGGCCGACAAGACCAACACUUGUGCUAUACAGAAUGGCAACUGCCGGUGCGGAACACAGUCCGAGUAUGACAACCUGGGUUACAAGUACAACGUUGCGGACAUGCCAAGCUUUUAUGAAGCCUCGGAAAGCUUGGUAGUCGAGUCUGGAUUUGAUGUGCGUGGGUCUGGGAUUUCUCCAGCGUUGGUCGAAUUUGUGGAAGGGAUCAUUGAGGAUGUUCGCUCUCAAGGAGGAGAUCCGGAUAUGGUCGUUAAUUGGCUGGCUGCAGCGCGAAGCGGGCUGAUGGCCAUGAUGAAUCAGAGGUUCGGCUACCGCAUGUACUUUGGCGGUCCCAAUUAUCCGGGUACUGCCUGGAACGGUUACGAGUCCUACUGGAGCAAUGGUUCCGUAGCUCUCGGAUAUGAGCAGGCUCUGUACAACAUUGGGGGAGGUCAGUGGCACCAUGAAAUGGGCUUUUCCGAUCCCAUAUUUGGCACCAGCCAGCAAAUGAAAGCUGUCUUCAUGCAACAGUUCGGCAAAACUCCGGGUUACGACGCAGCGGCUUGUAUGGCGGCGGGCAUCUCCAUCACCUUCGGAUUGCAGAAGUAUGGCCAAGCCUUGGAUGGAAUGACUCUGGCCCAGCGACGUGAGGAGAUUCGCAUGUCCGUUGGCACUUUGAACGAUGAGACUCUCUACGGACAGAUCCGGUUCAACCGCUUCAACCAGAACAACGGCCGCAUGAGUGUAAACUGGCAAAUUCUUGAGGAUGGUGGAACCAGGCCAGUGCUGCCGCCUGAGGCUGCGGCCACACCCUUCCGAUUUCCGAGUCCUAGCUGGGACGCUCGCUUGGGCUGCCCAAGCGGCACCUAUGCUGGUGGCAGUCAGACGCUUGAUGUCCCAACCCAAUGUGUGCUUUGCCCAGAGGGCAGGUACCGCGAUGUGGUGAGUGCAGGGUUGAAUUUCUCAGAGUGCUAUCAAUGCCCGAUGGGUCUCGGAACCCUUCCAGGCAUCACUGGAUCUACAGGAUGUGCUAGUUGCCCAGCGGGGCGCUACCAAAAUGGCGAGUCCGAUCGGGGAGUCUGCAAUCAAUGCGCCCUUGGAACGGCAAGAGCCGGCAACAGCACGUCAGGGUGCAGCCUCUGCGAAGCAGAGACGUACGCUGAUGUAAGAGGUCUUGAGACCUGCAAAGCGUGCCCCGCUCGGAGCUCGCAGUCAGAUGUCGGGCAGACUUUCUGCCUUUGUGAUGUGGGUGCAUACAAAGACCCAGACGAUGUGACCCCGAUAGGAACUGUUCGAAGCUGCCUGGCAUGCGAACAGAUCCUUCCGGGGAGUACGACGUUGUACCCCAGCUCGAAGCGCAGUGACGAGUGUGUUUGCCCGCCAGGCACCUUCUGGCACCGCACCUCCCCCACAAGUGAUGUGGCAACCUGCAAGGAGUGCGGGCUGGGACUUAACUGCCUCGGAGGACGCAUGUCAAGCAGUGGGCGCCGCCUCAACGUCAGCGUUCCUCCGCAUCAACCUCCUCUACAAGCCGUUGGCUACUCAGCUGGAGCCCCCGCCUACGAAGGUGCUGACCCAGCAUACGUUGUUGAAUGCAGCAGCAGCAUCCGAUGUCCGGGAGAUCUGCCAUUGGGCGAAUGCCCUGGCAACAACCUGGGGGUUGCUUGCUUAACCUGCCUCGACAACAGCUAUGAUGAUGGUUCUACAUGCCUCAGCUGCGAGGGUGGCAGCUUCACACUAUGGCCUCUUUUCGUAGCCCUUUUUGGAGGAGUUGUGCUCGUUCUUGUCCUCUACAAGUUUGCGACGAAGGUGGACAAGCCUCACCGAGAUUCUCUAAUGACGGUGACCAUCGGCGCUGGAUUGGCCAUCGCCACUGUGCAGACUCUGUCAGCCUUUUCCAAGGUCGAAGUGCAGUGGGUGGAGCCCCUUAAGACACUUCGUGGUUUCCUCUCUUUUCUGACAUUUGACAUCGGCAUCCUUCGUCCUGGAUGCUGGUUUGGUAAUGUGGAUCCUCUUCAAAAUUACAUUGGGUCCCUCAUCCUGUAUCCCAUGGGUGCUGCAGCAGUUAUGUUGGUCUUCGCGGUCGCCAAGUAUGUUCUCCAAAAGGAGAUCACUGUAAACCAAGUUAUCAAUGCGCAAGGAUUGAUCGUGUCCGCAGUCUACAUCGCACUGACUUUCUUGGCAGUAAAGCCCUUCCAGUGUGUGGGAAAUCCAGAUGGGACCUCUUCCCUGGCAUCUUUCCGCGAUGUGAUCUGCUGGUCGGAUGAGAAACAUUUUGCCAUGGUUGGCCUCUCCUUGCUGCCUUUCUUCGGUGGAGUUGUCAGCUUCAUGGGUCUCAUCAUAUGGGCUGUCAUCCAAUAUCCGAUGAAGGUGGCAAAGCCAGGAGGGGUCAACUUUGUGAAGCGCUGGAAUUUCAUGUUCGCCCGCUUCAACCCAACGGCUUACUACUUUGCAUUCGUGCUGAACACGCGCAACCUGUUUAUCGGCCUCAUCCCAGUGUUAUUGGUGGAGUUUUCCGAGCUUCAGUUUAUCUGCCUCACGGUGACGGUUUCCGUGUAUACAAUCCUUCAGGCUCACAUCUGGCCAUGGCGAACUCAGAUGUCCAAUUACAUGGACUGUUGCCUGGCCCUUUUCCUAAUUACGGUGAUCGUGGUGGGCAGCAUGCUGUUGGACUUCGACGUCCAGAGAGGUACUGUCAUCAUCCAGAUCAUCUUGAUGAUCGGAACCGUGCUAGCCUUCAUUGGCCUGGUCAUUCUGUUUUCCGUAGCAACAUACCGGGCGUACCGCCCCUCGCGCACCUAUGGCAUCUUCCUGAGCCAUCACAAGCUGGGUGCCGCAGUGCUGUCCAGAUGGUGGAAGAUGAUGCUCUCGGACCUCAUCAAAGACAGGGUCUUCUUGGACUCAGAUGAUGUGAACAAGCUGGACGCGAUCAUAGAUGUAACCGCCUGGGAUUCGCAGAACGUUGUUGUUCUCAUGACUCAGGAGACCCUGAAGCGGAUGUGGUGUGCUGCAGAAAUUGCGAGUGCGUGGGCGGCCAACACCAAUAUCGUGCUGGUAAGCUGUGAUGGUAACGGCUUGUCGGACGAGCUCAUCCAGUCUCUUCCAUCUCUUUGGACAGAAGAGCAGCAGGCCACUCUUGCAAAUGCCGGCGUCACGAUGAAGAUGAUCGUUGACUCCUAUGAAGGCCUCAAGGUGCGAACUCCUAUCAAGCUGGAUCGCAAGGGCGCGGACACCAGCGAGCACCAGCAUGCAGUGGAACUUGCAGUGUCACAGUGCAAAGGUCUGAGCAAGAAGAUGUUCAGUCGCUUCGCCAGGGCGACCCAGAGGGCGGAGGAGGCCGGCGGCAUGGUGAUGAUCGGUGACCUGAUGACGCCAGAGUCGGGCAGCUGCUGUAAGGCCAGGCCCAGUUACCGUGCCAAGGGCGCUGAUGAUCAAUUUGAGAAGUUAUGGACAUCUAAGGUGAUCCAGUCAAUGCUGCAGUCCAAACUGCAGGAAUCUGUAUAUGUUUUGGACCCGGCGAUGGAAGUGAUCGACUUGGACUCGCUUGCCGACAAGUACGUGCAGGCCAAAGUGAUCCUGGUGAUCCUCACUCAGGGCCUCCUCCAAGAUGCACUCUUUGCCGGAGCUAUAGCAGCUUGCCCGGUGGAAGUUCGGGGAAAUUUGGUGCCGAUCAAGGCUGAUGAGAACUUUAUCUACCCGGACCCACUCUUCUGGGAGAAGCUUGCCGCUGGAGAGAUUUUCUCAACAGCCCAGCUAGCCAAGCACAGAACCGAUUUCGAAGGGGUCAGGGCAGCCUAUGCCCGCCUCUUCAAUGUGCUAGCACUGAAGUUCACCUCGCAUGGCAGUGAAAGUAUUCAGUCCACAGAAAUUCAAGUCAUGCAGGGCCGCUUGGCGCCCAUGCUUGCGGCAGAAACUGCGGUUCUGAAGAAGGCGUCAACCUCAAAGUCCGUAGAGUCAGGGAAGCAGGAAACAGCCACAGCAGAGGAGGGCAAUGAGGCAGAGAAGGGGAAUCAGACCGAAGUUGUACGAGACGACAGCCAGUAUCCGAUGGCGCACGAGAUCGAGACGGAGGCCUCUUCUGCUCUAAGUUUCUACACGGAGGCAGUGGGCGGGCAGGCUAGGUGCGGUGCCAACGACGCCUACGAGGUGCUGAGAGCUCUGGGGGCAGCCGCUGAGACGCGGGAAGCCAGGCCGUGUCCAGCGCUGACAAAUUCAACGCAGGAUUUGCUACGAUGUCUUGAUUGGCGACAGCGGACUGGAGAAACUGAUUUUGAGGAAGUGUCGCAGACACCAACAGAGGACGCGGACAAUGCAGCCGUGGAGUACUUCGAGGAGAUCUCACGAAAUCGCCACAGAGGAUGGUUAAACUUCGACAUUCAGGUGACUAUCUUCACUGAUGAGAUGCUUGGGGUCCUCAAGAGCUGGACAGAUGACAGGAGAGGUUUGGCGCGCGUCUACUUCCUUGCAGAUUUCGCCUUGAUCCCAACUGUCUUUAUGCACAUGGUAGUGCAAGAUGACCGGAAACGCGAGAGGGGCAAGGGAAACUCUUCGAGGCGACUGGCCGAAACCUAUCUUGGUUAUGAGGGCAACCUCCCAGCCUCAACUGUUGUCAGGCUGGACAGAUCGUACCUCAUGCACAAGGUGGAGACCAUUUGGCAGAAAAUCCCAGAAUAUUGGCACUGCUGGCAGAGGGACAGCUGCAAGUUCCUCAUCGCCAGCAUCUACGCGCGUCAUGUGUGGCGAAAUUUCGCUGCACACUUCGGGGACAAAGCCGUGUUCAUCACCCACGGCGGGAUGUCUCCCUGGCUGCGGGAGCGACCCGACAGCUUCUUCAUCAAACUUCCAGGGGAUGCCACCCCGUCGGUUCCAGCAGAUGGAAAUACAUGUCGAGCUUCCUGUGCUCUACACUGCCAGAUGGAGCCUCCUGCCAUUUUGCCACAGGACAUUGUCCUUCCCUGGGUCGUUGCGUUUGAGUGGACCCGGCGUGCAGAGGCCUAUCGAAACCGCGACAUUCUGGCUUUCUACAGCGGUACAAGGAACUCUUGUUCGCGGACAAUCCUUCACGAGGCCUUCGACGGCCGGUUUGAGUCAGAGAUGGACUUUGGAGAGGAUGCACGGCGCGAGCGCAGCGCCAAACCCCGCCUCCUCAAGGACCGAGUCCUGAUUUUCCCCCCGGAGUUCAGACUCCGCCAGCAGGAUUGGUCGGAGCUUGCCUUCAGAUCCAAGUUAUGCCUAUGCCCCGAUGGUGACUCGCCUAAUACGGGCCGUCUCAUUGAGGUCAUCAUGCACGGCUGUGUGCCGCUGAUUAUUUCCAAUCGCUUACAACCUCCGUUCCACCAGUUGUUCGACUGGUCAAAGAUUGCCUUCUUCAUGCGCGAAGACGCUCUUCCGCAUUUGCCGAGAAUCCUGGAGCAUUUUCAAGGCCCAGAGGGUGAUCGCCAAAUCCGGCAGAAGCGCCAAAGGUUAGGAGAGGCAGCCGCCCGGUCUCUGGCUGGAACUUGCUUGACCCGCCUUCUGCAACAGAUGUCCCAUCUUCUGGAUUACAACAGAGAUGGAGUUGCUUCAACUCUGUUUUUGGCGCUGCGGGUGCCCCGCGUUUUUUCGUGUCUGUGGAGAGAAUGA